This is a messenger RNA of Suncus etruscus (white-toothed pygmy shrew), 7911 nucleotides long. RefSeq names its product spectrin alpha, non-erythrocytic 1 (gene SPTAN1). Gene Ontology annotation, cellular component: plasma membrane; cell junction; cell projection. Gene Ontology annotation, biological process: actin cytoskeleton organization. Bases 119 to 7651 code for a protein of 2510 amino acids. Gene Ontology annotation, molecular function: calcium ion binding; actin filament binding. The transcript is spliced from 59 exons. NCBI's taxonomy places the organism in Eukaryota, Metazoa, Chordata, Mammalia, Eulipotyphla, Soricidae. The record is from RefSeq and is a predicted model, not a curated record.
GCGGCGAAGCGCGAGGAACCCGCAGGCCGCGGAGGCAAGUCUCACCCCUCAGCCCAGAGCCCGGAGCCCGUGCGCGCUUGUGCCCCGUCUAGAGGAGCCGACUCCACAUUCCUCCACCAUGUUGUCAUCGUUUCGUAAACGCAGAGUCCAGAAAAUGGACCCAAGUGGGGUCAAAGUGCUGGAAACAGCCGAGGAUAUCCAGGAGCGGCGGCAGCAGGUCCUCGACAGGUACCACCGCUUCAAGGAACUCUCGACUCUCCGCCGCCAGAAGCUUGAAGAUUCCUACCGGUUCCAGUUUUUUCAAAGGGAUGCAGAGGAGCUGGAGAAAUGGAUCCAGGAGAAACUUCAGAUUGCAUCAGAUGAAAACUAUAAAGAUCCCACCAACUUGCAGGGCAAGCUGCAGAAACAUCAGGCCUUUGAAGCUGAAGUACAGGCCAACUCGGGAGCCAUUGUGAAGCUGGAUGAAACAGGGAACUUGAUGAUCUCAGAAGGGCAUUUUGCCUCGGAAACCAUAAGGACCCGCUUGAUGGAACUGCACCGCCAGUGGGAGCUGCUUCUGGAGAAGAUGCGAGAGAAAGGGGUGAAGCUGCUGCAGGCCCAGAAGCUGGUGCAGUACCUGAGAGAGUGUGAGGAUGUGAUGGACUGGAUCAAUGACAAGGAAGCGAUUGUGACUUCAGAGGAACUUGGCCAGGACCUGGAGCAUGUGGAGGUUUUACAGAAGAAGUUUGAAGAGUUUCAAACAGAUAUGGCUGCGCAUGAAGAAAGAGUGAACGAAGUGAACCAAUUUGCUGCCAAACUCACUCAGGAGCAGCACCCAGAGGAGGAACUGAUCAAGACGAAGCAGGAUGAGGUGAAUGCAGCCUGGCAGCGUCUGAAGGGCUUGGCACUUCAGAGACAGGGGAAACUGUUUGGGGCUGCUGAGGUUCAGCGCUUUAACAGGGAUGUGGAUGAGACCAUCAGCUGGAUCAAGGAAAAAGAGCAACUCAUGGCAUCUGAUGACUUUGGCCGGGACCUGGCCAGCGUCCAGGCUCUGCUUCGGAAGCAUGAGGGCUUGGAGAGAGAUCUGGCUGCACUGGAGGAUAAGGUCAAGGCCCUAUGUGCCGAGGCUGACCGCCUGCAGCAGUCGCAUCCCCUGAGCGCUACACAGAUCCAGGUAAAACUGGAGGAGCUGAUCACCAACUGGGAGCAGAUCCGCACCCUGGCAGCUGAGAGACAUGCACGCCUCAAUGACUCCUACAGGCUGCAGCGCUUCCUGGCUGACUUUCGGGACCUCAGCAGCUGGGUGACAGAGAUGAAAGCACUCAUCAAUGCAGAUGAACUUGCCAAUGAUGUGGCCGGGGCAGAAGCCCUUCUGGACCGACACCAGGAGCACAAGGGUGAGAUUGAUGCUCAUGAAGACAGCUUUAAGUCUGCGGAUGAAUCUGGACAGGCCUUGCUUACUGCUGGCCACUACGCCUCAGAUGAAGUGAAGGAGAAGCUGACUGUCCUGUCGGAGGAGCGGACAGCCCUGCUGGAGCUGUGGGAACUGCGCAGGCAGCAGUACGAGCAGUGCAUGGACUUGCAGCUCUUCUACCGUGACACCGAGCAGGUGGACAACUGGAUGAGCAAGCAGGAGGCUUUCCUUCUGAACGAAGACCUAGGGGAUUCCUUGGACAGCGUGGAGGCACUCCUAAAGAAGCACGAAGAUUUUGAGAAAUCCCUCAGUGCCCAAGAAGAGAAGAUCACGGCCUUGGAUGAAUUUGCAACCAAACUAAUUCAGAACAACCACUAUGCUAUGGAAGAUGUGGCUGCUCGCCGAGACGCUCUGCUGAGCCGCCGCAAUGCCCUCCACGAACGCGCCCUGUACCGACGGGCCCAGCUGGCUGACUCCUUCCACUUGCAGCAGUUCCUCCGGGACUCAGACGAGCUCAAGAGUUGGGUCAAUGAGAAGAUGAAAACUGCCACCGAUGAGGCAUAUAAGGACCCAUCCAACCUGCAAGGAAAGGUGCAGAAGCAUCAAGCAUUUGAGGCAGAGCUCUCAGCAAACCAGAGUCGCAUUGACGCGCUGGAGAAAGCAGGUCAGAAGCUGAUCGAUGUCAACCACUACGCCAAGGAGGAAGUGGCCACGCGCAUGAAUGAGGUCAUCAGUCUGUGGAAGAAGCUGCUAGAGGCCACGGAACUGAAAGGCAUAAAGCUGCGCGAGGCUAACCAGCAGCAGCAGUUCAAUCGCAACGUGGAGGACAUUGAGCUCUGGUUGUAUGAAGUGGAGGGUCACCUGGCUUCCGACGACUAUGGCAAAGAUCUGACCAAUGUGCAGAACCUCCAGAAGAAACAUGCCCUGCUGGAGGCGGAUGUGGCUGCUCACCAGGACCGGAUCGAUGGCAUCACCAUCCAAGCCCGCCAGUUCCAGGAGGCUGGCCAUUUUGAUGCUGAGAACAUCAAGAAGAAGCAGGAAGCACUGGUUGCACGCUAUGAGGCACUUAAGGACCCCAUGGUGGCCCGGAAGCAGAAACUGGCAGAUUCUCUGCGCCUGCAGCAACUCUUCCGGGAUGUUGAAGAUGAGGAGACCUGGAUCCGAGAGAAGGAGCCUGUUGCUGCAUCCACCAACCGAGGCAAAGAUUUGAUUGGCGUCCAGAACUUGCUAAAAAAGCACCAAGCCUUGCAGGCAGAAAUUGCAGGGCAUGAACCCCGCAUCAAAGCUGUUACCCAGAAGGGGAAUGCCAUGGUGGAAGAAGGUCACUUUGCUGCUGAGGACGUAAAAGCCAAGCUUAAUGAACUGAACCAGAAAUGGGAAUCCCUGAAGUCCAAGGCCUCCCAACGGCGGCAGGACCUGGAGGAUUCCCUGCAGGCCCAGCAAUAUUUUGCCGAUGCCAACGAAGCCGAGUCCUGGAUGCGGGAGAAGGAGCCCAUCGUGGGCAGCACCGACUAUGGGAAGGACGAGGACUCCGCUGAGGCUCUCCUGAAGAAGCACGAAGCUUUGAUGUCGGAUCUCGCCGCCUAUGGCAGCAGCAUCCAGGCUCUUCGGGAGCAGGCACAGUCCUGCCGGCAACAAGUGGCCCCCAUGGAUGACGAAACUGGGAAGGAGCUGGUGCUAGCCCUCUACGACUACCAGGAGAAGAGUCCCCGCGAGGUCACCAUGAAAAAAGGCGACAUCCUCACUCUCCUCAACAGCACGAACAAGGACUGGUGGAAAGUAGAAGUGAAUGACCGACAGGGGUUUGUGCCAGCCGCGUAUGUGAAGAAGCUAGACCCUGCCCAGUCUGCGUCCCGGGAGAACCUGCUGGAGGAGCAGGGCAGCAUUGCACUACGGCAGGAGCAGAUCGACACUCAGACGCGUAUAACUAAGGAGGCCGGCAGUGUUUCUCUGCGUAUGAGACAGGUGGAAGAACUAUACCACUCUCUGCUGGAACUGGGUGAGAAGCGCAAAGGCAUGUUGGAGAAGAGCUGUAAGAAGUUCAUGUUGUUCCGUGAAGCCAACGAGCUGCAGCAGUGGAUCAACGAGAAGGAGGCAGCGCUGACGAGCGAGGAGGUUGGCGCCGACCUUGAGCAGGUGGAGGUGCUGCAGAAGAAGUUCGAUGACUUCCAGAAGGACCUGAAGGCCAACGAGUCUCGACUGAAGGACAUCAACAAGGUGGCUGAUGACCUGGAGUCAGAGGGGCUGAUGGCUGAGGAGGUGCAGGCUGUGACACAGCAGGAGGUGUACGGCAUGAUGCCCAGGGAUGAAGCAGAUUCCAAGACUGCAUCCCCAUGGAAGUCUGCUCGUCUGAUGGUUCACACCGUCGCCACCUUUAAUUCCAUCAAGGAAUUGAACGAGCGGUGGCGGUCCCUGCAGCAGCUGGCCGAGGAGCGAAGCCAGGUUCUGGGCAGCGCCCACGAAGUGCAGCGGUUCCAUCGUGACGCUGAUGAAACCAAGGAAUGGAUCGAAGAGAAGAACCAGGCCCUGAACACAGACAACUACGGCCACGACCUGGCCAGUGUCCAGGCACUGCAGCGCAAACAUGAGGGCUUCGAGAGAGACCUGGCAGCGCUGGGCGACAAGGUCAACUCCCUGGGGGAGACAGCCCAGCGACUGAUUCAGUCCCACCCAGAAUCUGCAGAGGACCUGAAGGAGAAGUGCACUGAGUUGAACCAGGCAUGGGGCAGCCUGGGGAAGCGGGCCGACCAGCGCAAGGCCAAGCUGGGAGACUCCCAUGACCUGCAGCGCUUCCUUAGCGAUUUCCGGGACCUCAUGUCUUGGAUCAAUGGAAUCCGAGGGCUGGUUUCCUCGGAUGAGCUGGCCAAGGAUGUCACCGGAGCUGAGGCUCUGCUGGAGCGGCACCAGGAGCACCGGACAGAAAUCGAUGCCAGAGCUGGCACUUUCCAGGCAUUCGAGCAGUUUGGGCAGCAGCUGCUGGCCCAUGGGCACUAUGCCAGCCCGGAGAUCAAGGAGAAACUCGAUAUUCUCGACCAGGAGCGUGCCGAUCUGGAGAAGGCCUGGGCUCAGCGCAGAAUGAUGCUGGACCAGUGCCUGGAGCUGCAGCUCUUCCACCGAGACUGCGAGCAGGCCGAGAACUGGAUGGCUGCCCGGGAGGCCUUCCUGAACACCGAAGACAAAGGGGACUCCCUGGACAGCGUGGAGGCACUCAUCAAGAAGCACGAGGACUUUGACAAGGCCAUCAAUGUCCAGGAGGAGAAGAUUGCCGCGCUGCAGGCCUUCGCCGACCAGCUCAUUGCCGCGGGCCACUAUGCCAAGGGGGACAUUUCCAGCCGCCGAAACGAGGUCCUGGACAGGUGGCGGCGUCUGAAGGCCCAGAUGAUUGAGAAGAGGUCAAAGCUGGGAGAAUCGCAAACACUGCAGCAGUUCAGCAGGGACGUGGAUGAGAUCGAGGCCUGGAUCAGCGAGAAGCUACAGACGGCCAGCGACGAGUCGUACAAGGACCCCACCAAUAUCCAGCUAUCCAAGCUGCUGAGCAAACACCAGAAGCACCAGGCAUUUGAGGCCGAACUGCACGCCAAUGCCGACCGGAUCCGAGGCGUCAUUGACAUGGGAAACUCCCUCAUCGAGCGCGGGGCCUGUGCCGGCAGUGAGGACGCUGUCAAGGCCCGCCUGGCUGCACUAGCUGACCAGUGGCAGUUCCUGGUGCAGAAAUCGGCUGAGAAGAGCCAGAAGCUGAAGGAAGCAAACAAGCAGCAGAACUUCAACACCGGCAUCAAAGACUUCGAUUUCUGGCUCUCAGAGGUGGAAGCAUUGCUGGCCUCUGAGGAUUACGGCAAAGACCUAGCUUCUGUCAACAACCUACUGAAGAAGCAUCAGCUGCUGGAGGCAGAUAUCUCGGCCCACGAGGACCGCCUGAAGGACCUCAACAGCCAGGCUGACAGCCUGAUGACCAGCAGCGCCUUCGACACCUCCCAAGUGAAGGACAAGCGCGACACCAUCAACGGCCGUUUCCAGAAGAUCAAGAGCAUGGCUACCGCGCGCCGUGCCAAGCUUAACGAGUCCCACCGGCUGCACCAGUUCUUCCGGGAUAUGGAUGACGAGGAGUCAUGGAUCAAGGAGAAGAAGCUGCUGGUGAGCUCCGAGGACUAUGGGCGGGACCUCACAGGUGUCCAGAACCUGAGGAAGAAGCACAAGCGGCUGGAGGCUGAGCUGGCAGCCCAUGAGCCAGCGAUUCAGGGUGUGCUGGACACGGGCAAGAAGCUGUCAGGCGACAACACCAUCGGGAAGGAGGAGAUUGAGCAGCGCCUGGCACAGUUCAUGGAGCACUGGAAGGAACUGAAACAGCUGGCGGCAGCACGGGGCCAGCGGCUGGAGGAGUCCUUGGAAUAUCAGCAGUUUGUGGCCAACGUGGAGGAGGAGGAGGCCUGGAUCAACGAGAAGAUGACCCUGGUGGCCAGUGAAGACUACGGGGACACCCUGGCCGCCAUCCAGGGUUUGCUGAAGAAGCAUGAGGCCUUCGAGACAGACUUUACAGUGCAUAAGGACCGAGUGAGUGACGUCUGUGCCAACGGGCAGGACCUCAUUAAGAAGAACAACCACCACGAGGACAACAUCUCGUCCCGGAUGAAGGGCUUGGAUGGGAAGGUGUCGGACCUGGAGCGGGCCGCGGCCCAGCGGAAGGCCAAACUGGACGAGAACUCAGCCUUCCUGCAGUUCAACUGGAAGGCGGACGUGGUGGAGUCCUGGAUCGGAGAGAAGGAAAACAGCCUGAAGACCGAUGACCACGGCCGGGAUCUGUCCUCCGUGCAGACCCUCCUCACCAAGCAGGAGACCUUUGAUGCUGGCCUGCAGGCCUUCCAACAGGAGGGCAUCGCCAACAUCACCGCCCUCAAGGACCAGCUCCUGGCCGCCAAACACGUGCAGUCCAAGGCCAUUGAGGCCCGACACGCAGCCCUCAUGAAGCGGUGGAGCCAGCUGCUCGCCAACUCGGCAGCCCGCAAGAAGAAGCUGCUAGAGGCCCAGAGUCACUUCCGCAAGGUGGAGGACCUCUUCCUGACCUUUGCCAAGAAGGCGUCCGCCUUCAACAGCUGGUUCGAGAACGCAGAGGAGGACCUGACGGACCCAGUGCGCUGCAACUCCCUGGAGGAGAUCAAAGCCCUGCGCGAGGCCCACGAUGCCUUCCGUGCCUCGCUCAGCUCGGCCCAGGCCGACUUUAACCAGCUGGCCGAGCUUGACCGCCAGAUCAAGAGCUUCCGUGUGGCCUCCAACCCCUACACCUGGUUCACCAUGGAAGCCUUGGAGGAGACCUGGCGCAACCUGCAGAAGAUCAUCAAGGAAAGAGAGCUGGAGCUGCAGAAGGAGCAGCGGCGGCAGGAGGAGAACGACAAGCUGCGGCAGGAGUUUGCGCAGCAUGCCAACGCCUUCCACCAGUGGAUCCAGGAGACCAGGACGUACCUCCUUGAUGGCGUAGCCUACCGGCGGGUCAUUCGCGUCUGUCAGUAUGAAGUUGGGGAUGAUCUGUCCGGCAGGUCCUGCAUGGUGGAAGAAUCCGGGACCUUGGAAUCCCAGCUGGAAGCGACCAAACGCAAACACCAGGAGAUACGUGCCAUGCGGAGCCAGCUCAAGAAGAUUGAGGACCUGGGCGCCGCCAUGGAGGAAGCACUGAUCCUGGACAACAAGUACACAGAGCACAGCACCGUGGGCCUGGCGCAGCAGUGGGACCAGCUCGACCAGCUGGGUAUGCGCAUGCAGCACAACCUGGAGCAGCAGAUCCAGGCCAGGAACACAACCGGCGUGACUGAGGAAGCCCUCAAAGAAUUCAGCAUGAUGUUCAAACACUUCGAUAAGGACAAGUCGGGCCGCCUGAACCACCAGGAGUUCAAGUCCUGCCUGCGCUCCCUGGGCUACGACCUGCCCAUGGUGGAGGAAGGGGAGCCUGACCCCGAGUUUGAGGCCAUCCUGGAUACUGUGGACCCCAACAGGGACGGCCACGUGUCCCUGCAGGAGUACAUGGCCUUCAUGAUCAGCCGGGAGACGGAGAACGUCAAAUCCAGUGAGGAGAUUGAGAGCGCCUUCCGUGCCCUGAGCUCUGAGGGGAAGCCUUACGUGACCAAGGAGGAGCUAUACCAGAACCUGACACGGGAGCAGGCCGACUACUGCAUCUCCCACAUGAAGCCCUAUGUGGACGGCAAAGGCCGCGAGCUCCCCACCGCCUUCGACUACGUGGAGUUCACCCGCUCGCUCUUCGUGAACUGAGGCUGCCUCGCGGCUCGCCUCCUGCAUGUCCACCCCUCCGUGUUCCCAUCUUCCCGCCAUGUCACUUCACUGGUCACCCUGACCUGCUCCACCUGGGCUAAUGUAGUGCAACACGGUGCUUCACCAAUCUGCUCCCCCUGUCUGUGAGUCCCCGGCUCCUGAAGCCAGCACCCCGACCUGGCGCCCAGCUGCUGGCUCCUUCCCGCCCUCUUGUUCUCCCACCCCCAGAUUCUGUUUUCAUGUAAACGACCAAUAAACAA